This is a messenger RNA of Strongylus vulgaris, 447 nucleotides long. The record is from the annotation of a GenBank genome assembly. NCBI's taxonomy places the organism in Eukaryota, Metazoa, Nematoda, Chromadorea, Rhabditida, Strongylidae.
AUCUAUCUUGGUACUCCCACAAAUGAAAGAGCAUUCGACCUUUUACGAGGCCCACGCGAUGAUUCCGAAAUUACAAGAAGACAUCGCCUGUGCAUGGAUGCACUCCGAUUUGCUUUGGAAUUCCGGAGAAUUCUCAGCUUAGGCUCUGCAGUAAUUCAUGACGGCGCUGCUAUGAUGUUUUCCUCGGAAAAUCUUAGCGCUGCACUGAAAGAGCACAGUGGGGUUCUCAUGUUGCACAAAAAGGAUUUGCCACCGGGAAUAAGAAAGCUGAUUUACCAAGUGGACGUCGAUACAAUUACGAUCCAGAUUACACCAUGUCAGUCAGCAGCUGCCUCUUUUGAUAUGGCAGAUUUACAUGCACAGGGAAAUCGAAAUUGGGCUACACUUGAUCGUUCUUGGAAGCAAUUCUAUGAACUAAUUACUAAUCAGGAUGCUGUGAUGAGGUAA